GGUUGAUUUUUUUUUUUUUUUUCCCUGGUGAAUUUGAACAAUUAAAAAGUAAAAGAUGAGAAACUGCGUAUUUGAAAGGAUCUGCCACUGAGGUUUUCUGGAUCAGCCAGGAGCAGAGCUCUUUUUACUGCAGAAACAACCAGUUUUCUUCAUAAUGCGGAUUUCAGACCAUCUUCCUUCUGAACUGGAAGGGCAGAAAGGUGACUCUACCCUUGAGACAUGUCAGUUGACUGCCAUGCUCGUCUAACCCAUUUCCAGGCUAUCACCGUGUGAUUCCUCUCUUGUUGUCUGCUGCCAGAAUCACACCAGCAAUCAGACUGCAGUAACGUGAAGGACUGUGAAGAGGGCACUUUGGUUCAACUUUGUGAUGUCUUCCCCUGAAAUUGCUUCCCUUUCUUGGGGUCAGAUGAAGGUGAAAGGCUGCUCUACAACAUAUAAGGACUGCAAAGUAUGGCCGGGAGGAAGCCGAACCUGGGACUGGCGAGAAACUGGGACUAAUCAUUCUCCAGGAGUGCAACCAGCUGACCUUGAAGAAGUUGUCAAGAAGGGUGUUAAAACUCUGGUGAUUGGUCGUGGCAUGAGCGAGGCUUUGCAGGUUCCACCAUCUACUGUGGACUAUCUGAAGAAAAACGGGAUUGAUGUGUUGGUCUUGCAAACAGAGAAGGCUGUGGAAGAGUACAAUGCCCUGGCUGCUCAGGGUGUCAAAGUGGGGGAGUCUUCCAUUCAACCUGCUGAAGCGUUACAGCUCAUUCCGCCUUCCUUGACCGCGGCCAAAUCACGGACACACCUCUCCGCUGAAUCAAAUUACAGUCAACAGAGUGUGGGCUUACGUGCCAAGGCAUUUGUGCGCUGACAAUCUAAAAUGCAAGGACAGUUUAUUAGUUCAGGAUUUAAACAAACUUGAGUGCUUACAAAAGGGGGCUGUUGAUGAAAUCAUUUAAUUACAGAACCGUUUCCAUACAUUCUUGAGACUGACCUAAUCUUCCUCUGAAGACUGGCCAUAUUCUAGUUACUUAACUUCUCACCUGUUGGCUAAAUUAAGAUACUAGGUUUUGAAUACUUUUAUUAGGAAAUGGCCCGAAAUUGCAUUAUUGGCUAUUGGAAUGUAGCCAUAAGAUAGCUGAUGUGUACAAUCAAGUGGUAGAUACGAAGCGGUGGUAAAGAAGCACUUUACCUCCACUGUAUAAAGAAGUUAAAAAUAAAAUAAAUUAAAAAGCGAACCCAGAACAUAGAAAUUUGCCUCCUACUGGCGACUUCAGUCAGGGUAUUGGCUAUGCAGAUCUGUUUGUGAUAAUUCAAGAACAUGGCAUAAUUUAGCACUUUAAAAUUUUACAUUGAACCUGAAAAAAGGAAAAAAAGAUGUCUACAGGGAAUAAACAUAAAAUCUGGGCCUUAAAGAAUUUCCUAUUAAUUGUGAAUUGUGAGGACUGAGUUGUGCGAUACGUAUCUAUUCAAAAGUCCCUACGUGCUUAAAAUCGUCAGAAGGAUUUGUCACAAAACUAGAGUUUGCAACGUAAAAGGUUGAUCUUUAGGAAGUCAGCCUAAAUUGCUGCUAGCAAGCUGGGGAUGGACGUGAGAAUUCUCACUGGUCAUCGUUAUCUGAUGAUUUAAACAUUGUGCCAACAAGCAUAUUGCACUGAAAAUUUGAAAAGUUCUCGUAGUUGCUGUUCUUGGUGGGCUUCUAUUAAUAUUACCAGUUACAACUUACGUACUGUAGAUUUUUUUUUUUUUUUCCCCACCAGGCUCACUAAUUCUUGAUCUGUGCGUAUUAAUGAAAGUACAAAGAUGACACUAUAAAAGCCCUGAGGCACUCAGAGCUAUCCAAGUAGUAGCGGAGAGGCUUAGACUGGUAUGAGAACGCAACGACUUUCCCAAGAGCCAAGAACAACCCUUCACAAAAUACUAUGUUCCUUUUCUGUUUAUUUGCUCUAGUAAUCAUUUAAAACCUUUUAUCUGAUAAAAUACAGUGUGGUGUAAAAGCAAAGGGAAAAUGAGUACUUGAAAGUUUUAUCUUGCAAUCUCCUAAUUAGAGCAACGUUUUCUAUUAG
This is a messenger RNA of Gymnogyps californianus (California condor), 2048 nucleotides long. RefSeq names its product adipogenesis associated Mth938 domain containing (gene AAMDC). Gene Ontology annotation, cellular component: cytoplasm. The transcript is spliced from 4 exons. The record is from RefSeq and is a predicted model, not a curated record. The coding region runs from base 368 to 853 and encodes 161 amino acids. Gene Ontology annotation, biological process: positive regulation of fat cell differentiation. Lineage: Eukaryota; Metazoa; Chordata; Aves; Accipitriformes; Cathartidae.